GAGCACGAGGUCGCGGGAUCGAAUCCCGGCCACGGCGGCGGCAUUUCGAUGGGGGCGAAAACACCCGUGUACUUAGAUUUAGGUGCACGUUAAAGAACCCCAGGUGGUCGAAAUUUCCGGAAUCCUCCACAACGGCGUGCCUCAUAAUCAGAAAGUGGUUUUGGCACGUAAAACCCCAUAAUUUUAAUUUUUUUCUUUUCUUUCUUUUUGAAGCUUCGGUGUGUGAUACAGUUGGGACGCACACCCUGUGUAAUCCGAUUAAAAAAAAAAGAAACGUGUUAAGAAGGGGAAACCGGAUCCACAAAAGCAUUUGAUCGAUGCGGAUUUCUGCAGCACGUGCGCAUAUAUACAGUUCGCCGUUAUACUUUGCGCGUGAUGUCGUCUACGUGGCUUUUGGGGACCCGUGCGCGGGCCUGCCGGCACCGAAGGCGCGCACACACACACACUCGUGCCCGCUGCAGAGCCAUGGGCCGGGACAAGUUUCCGGAGGCACCGCGACCGCGCUCCUGGUUCCCCAUCAUCGCCAUGAUCGUGCUCAUGGCGCUGGUCAUCUUCCCCACCGUCUUCUUCCUGCUCAGCCUCAUCUCGAAACAGAAAAAGGAGAAGACCACCGUCGCCCCAGCAGGCAACAAGAACAAGGCUGCAUUCUGGUUCUGAGUCGCAAGUCCGUGUCCGACACGCAUGGCAGCGACAAGGACAGCCUUCACUUUUCUCCAUUCGUGCAGAGACGCGUCUUCACCACACUGCUUCGCCCAUGACAAACGCCACAAAUAAAAACUCCUUGCCUGCUUCA
This is a messenger RNA of Dermacentor andersoni, 793 nucleotides long. Lineage: Eukaryota; Metazoa; Arthropoda; Arachnida; Ixodida; Ixodidae. The record is from RefSeq and is a predicted model, not a curated record.